Radiomyces spectabilis is the source of this 1854-nucleotide messenger RNA. RefSeq names its product P-loop containing nucleoside triphosphate hydrolase protein. Gene Ontology annotation, biological process: DNA replication; double-strand break repair via homologous recombination. The record is from RefSeq and is a predicted model, not a curated record. Gene Ontology annotation, molecular function: nucleic acid binding; ATP binding; four-way junction helicase activity. Lineage: Eukaryota; Fungi; Mucoromycota; Mucoromycetes; Mucorales; Radiomycetaceae. The coding region runs from base 1 to 1854 and encodes 617 amino acids. The transcript is spliced from 2 exons. Gene Ontology annotation, cellular component: cytoplasm; nucleus; chromosome.
AUGACAAAUGGCCAUUCCUCUGCCACAGAUCUCCGCGUAAAUUCAAAACCCAUAUCAUCGUCUCCUUCUCCUCCUUCUCCUAGCCUUCCAACUAAGGAUAACCGAUCGAAUCGCGGCACCUCCAACACGCAACAUACAACGGCGCAAGAAAAUCGAGAGGCUGAUUUAGCUGUGCCGGCUAAAAACAGACACAAGAACUCUACCAAAGCGACCGUGUUAUCUCGCAGUCUGUCUGACCUUGCCUCUCAGCAGUAUCCAUGGUCGGAAGCUGUCCUAGAAACCUUGAAACAAAAGUUCAGCCUGAUCGAUUUCAGGACAAAUCAGUUGGAAGCGAUCAACAAGACGCUCAACGGGGAAGACAUCUUUGUUCUCAUGCCAACCGGUGGAGGAAAAAGUUUAUGUUACCAGCUACCGGCCGUGAUCCAGGAUUAUCAAAGAAAAGGGGUCACUUUUGUCGUUUCUCCGCUACUUUCACUCAUGCACGAUCAGGUGAAACAACUGGUCACUAAGCGUAAUAUCCAUGCAUCCCUCCUCAACAGUCAACUGAAACCCGAAGAUCGGCGCUUAGUGUUCGACCAGCUUGCGCAUGAUCCUCCUGCACUGCAACUACUAUAUGUUACGCCCGAAUUACUGCAACGCUCCGAGGCAUUGCAGGUCGCCAUCGAGAAACUAUAUCGGCAAGGCCAGCUGGCACGAUUUGUUAUCGACGAAGCGCAUUGCAUAUCACAGUGGGGUCAUGAUUUUCGUCCGGAUUAUAAGCUGCUAGGCAACCUCAAAACCAAAUUUCCAGACGUUCCUAUCAUGGCUUUAACGGCAACCGCCAAUGAAAUGGUUCGAAAAGAUAUCUUAUACAAUCUUCAAAUCGAGCACUGUACCAUUUUGCAACAAAGCUUUAACCGCCCCAAUCUCACCUACGAAGUCGUCGAAAUAGCCUCAAAAGAUAUUAUACUGAGGGAUAUUGCGUUUUUCAUGAUGCGUUAUCAAAACAAAUCGGGGAUUAUUUAUUGCGCGACAAGGCGGCAAUGCGAAGAAGUGGCUGAACAACUUCGAUUCAGUUAUGGUUUCAAAGCGAAGCAUUAUCAUGCCGCCUUAUCGCCCGAAGAACGGUUAGGCAUUCAACACGAGUGGCAGGUUGGGGCUGUGCAAGUGAUCGUAGCUACAAUCGCUUUUGGUAUGGGGAUUGAUAAAGGCGAUGUUCGAUUCGUCAUUCACUUUACGAUGCCGGCUUCCAUUGAAAACUACUAUCAAGAGACAGGACGUGCUGGUAGAGAUGGCAUGCCAGCGAUUUGUCGUCUUUAUUAUUCGUAUGCUGAUCGGAAAACACACGAAUUAUUGAUCAACAAAGGCGAAGGCACGUUGCAGCAGAAGCGACGACUGGCCGACAAUUUGAAGAAGAUGAUCCUGUUUUGCGAGAACAGGAUCGAUUGUCGACGGCAACAAGUCCUGGCUCACUUUGACGAGAAAUUCGAUUCCAAUUUGUGUUAUAACACGUGUGACAACUGUGUGCGACGUGGCAGAUCUAAGCAAGUCAAACGCAAUGUGUCAAAGGAAGCUAUUGCCGCUAUCCGUCUAGUUCGUCAGCUGCAAGCAGAAAAAGUGACCUUCGAUCAAAUCGUGGAUAUUCUACGUGGAUCGCCUACCUCAAGGGUUAUCGAACGUAGAUAUCAUCAGUUACCAGAUUUCGGGGUCGCUGAACACCUGAAACGUACAAACACCGAUCGACUGAUGAAACGACUCCUAGCCAUUGAUGCAUUAACCGAACAGUGUGAAUGUGAUGAGGCGGGGUUCACAACCGCUUACAUUCAGGUAGAUUCGCGCUCUUCUGUUGCAUGUCAUCACGCAUGUGUAAAAUAA